CACUCAGCGGCACCGGGCGAUGGAGCGGUCUGCGGUGUGAGCUCGGAGCUCGGCCAGAGAGGGGCGAGAAGGGGCGGCCGCAGCAGGUGGACGCCCGGCCCGGGGCCGGCGAGCAAGGAGAAAGUACCUGAGCUCCUCCUCCGCCCCUUCGGCCCGCGAGAACGACUUUUCCCCUCGUCGUAGGAGACAGCCCGGGGGAAGGUGAAGGAGAUCAACGUUUUAUCAGGAGGGACUGCAGGGAAACCCUGGCCCGAGCGAGCCGCCGCCCGGCGCCCCGAGCACAGCCGUCCCGGGCUUCUGGAGACAACUCCUUCCCGAGAAUUCCAGCUGGAGUCGCUGGGCGUUCUAAUUGGAAACUCUGUUUUCCCCACCUAUCUACACAUUGACUCGCGCGGGCGUUUGGAAAGAGACAGUUCUUUUUUUAAGCUUCUGGAGGUCGGAAGCCCAACGGAGAGAGAUGGAAAAGGGAGCCCGACAGCGAAACAACCCUGCGAAGAGCCACCCGGGUGAGCUCAGAUCCGACACGAGCCUCGAGGCCGAGGCUGCCUCGGGAGGGGGCGGAGUAGCCCUGAAGAAAGAGAUCGGAUUGGUCAGCGCCUGUGGCAUCAUCGUAGGGAACAUCAUUGGCUCUGGAAUCUUUGUCUCGCCGAAAGGUGUGCUGGAGAACGCCGGCUCUGUGGGCCUUGCUCUCAUCGUCUGGAUUGUGACUGGUGUCAUCACCGCUGUGGGAGCCCUCUGCUAUGCUGAGCUAGGUGUCACCAUCCCUAAGUCUGGAGGUGAUUACUCCUAUGUCAAGGACAUCUUCGGAGGACUGGCCGGGUUCCUGCGGCUAUGGAUUGCCGUGCUGGUGAUCUACCCUACCAACCAAGCUGUCAUCGCCCUCACCUUCUCCAACUACGUGCUGCAGCCGCUCUUCCCCACCUGCUUCCCCCCGGAGUCCGGCCUGCGACUCCUGGCCGCCAUCUGCUUGUUGCUGCUCACGUGGGUCAACUGCUCCAGCGUCCGGUGGGCCACCCGGGUUCAAGACAUCUUCACGGCUGGGAAGCUCCUGGCCCUGGCCCUCAUCAUCAUCAUGGGUGUCGUGCAGAUAUGCAAAGGAGAAUUCUAUUGGCUGGAGCCAGAGAACGCAUUCGAGAAUUUCCAAGAGCCAGACAUCGGCCUCGUUGCUCUGGCUUUCCUCCAGGGCUCCUUUGCCUAUGGUGGCUGGAACUUUCUUAACUAUGUGACUGAGGAACUUGUGGACCCCUACAAGAACCUUCCUAGAGCCAUCUUCAUCUCCAUCCCACUGGUCACAUUUGUGUAUGUCUUUGCCAAUGUCGCGUAUGUCACUGCAAUGUCCCCCCAGGAGCUGCUGGCCUCAAAUGCAGUCGCUGUGACUUUCGGCGAGAAGCUCCUAGGAGUCAUGGCCUGGAUCAUGCCCAUUUCUGUUGCCCUGUCCACAUUUGGAGGAGUCAAUGGCUCUCUCUUCACCUCCUCCCGGCUCUUCUUUGCUGGAGCCAGAGAAGGCCACCUUCCCAGUGUGUUGGCUAUGAUCCACGUGAAACGCUGCACCCCAAUCCCGGCAUUGCUCUUCACGUGCCUCUCCACUCUGCUGAUGCUGGUCACCAGUGACAUGUACACCCUCAUCAACUACGUGGGCUUCAUCAACUACCUCUUCUACGGGGUCACAGUCGCCGGGCAGAUAGUCCUCCGCUGGAAGAAGCCUGACAUGCCCCGCCCUAUCAAGAUCAACCUGAUGUUCCCCAUCAUCUACUUGCUGUUCUGGGCCUUCCUACUGAUCUUCAGCCUGUGGUCGGAGCCAGUAGUGUGCGGCAUUGGCCUGGCCAUCAUGCUGACGGGAGUACCGGUCUACUUCCUGGGUGUCUACUGGCAACACAAGCCCAAGUGUUUCAAUGACUUCAUUGAGCUGCUAACCCUAGGGAGUCAGAAGAUGUGCGUGGUGGUGUAUCCCCAAGAGAGGGACUCAGAGACAGACGAGACAAUGAACGAAAUGGAGGAACAACAGAAGCCCAUCUUCCGGCCUACUCCUGCCGAGUCCCAGGACACAGAGGAGCAGUCCCGGCCCUGAAGACUGCCACCCCUUUAACUGACCACACCCUCCUUCAUCCUCUCUGCCCUGCUUCCCUGCCUAGGACCUCCCAACACACCCAACCCUAUACUUCUGUCAGGCAGGGACAAGACCUGGGUGUCCACAGUGAAAAGUUCUAAACAAAGAUGCUGACCUUUGUACCCAAAGAACCUGCUUCCCAUACCAAGGCCCAAGGUCAAGGUCAGUGCACCAGGGCCUGUACACACCCUAUGGGUUAGAGGAGAGUGGAGGUACCAUGGGUACCCCAUGGGGCCCUUCCUCCUGGGCUCACACCCUUUAGGUGCCGCUAAGAAACCUGGGUUCACUGCUGUUUUUUUCUCCCUAUUUCCGAGCCCAGGUGAAGCUUCAGCUGGGAAAGAGGUAGCAGCCACAGUGAGUUAGUUGGGAAAGACAGAGCAGACAAAUGUGUCAGCUGGAGAAACUCAAAUGUCUCUUCCUUCACCAGGGACCCAGAGGCAGAGGGUUCACUGCCCUCUGCCUCCUCCACCCUGUCCCAUCUCCACUCCACUGCCCGGCCUCUACCCCAUCUCCUACCCCAUCCCACCCCAUCCCACCCCACCCCGUCACCCCCACCCAGGAAGUCCAUGCCUCCUCCCCACUGAGCUAAGGACCAAGAAGGAGGACUGUCCAUCUUCCGAAACCCUCCACUCCCCCACUCCCCCCCUCACACCCCCAGCUCUAAGCCAGGCUUGUGGAAUAUACAGGGAAGGCUCAGCCUGCAGAAGCCAAGCCCUGCCCUGCCCCUGCCCCCUUGUGGUGCCAAAGCUUCUUGAAGCCAGAAAGACUUCUGUUCAGUCUAGUAGACAUCUCUCUCUUAAGGGCAAAGAGAUGCAGCCACCCCCCCCCCCCGUGAAAGAGCAGCGGCCCUCUCAGCAGCUCUUCUCAGCUCCCCCCCACCCCGUGAAAGAGCAGCGGCCCUCUCAGUUACCCCCUCCGCCCCCCGUGAAAGAGCAGCGGCCCUCUCAGCAGCUCUUCCCAUCCACAGCACUGCCGGCCACCCUCCUCCUUUUUCCCCCCUGGACCUUGGCUCAAGGACCAGGUAGGAAGGAUCCCCAAGUCCUUCUGGCCUGAAAUUAAGAGUCAAACGAGCCUUAAGUCAUCUCCCAUCCUAGAACUGGGCCUAAAAUUGCUCCCUGUUUCUAACCUUCAGGACAGACCUAGCGUUAAAUGCCUUCCCUGGAAGGAAGGGUGCUCCCCCUUCCCAGAGGUACUCCUCCCUCACUGUGGGGAGACUGUGCUGUGGAGAUGGAGAAUGUUCUUUGAAGGCCAGUUCCCCUCCCCUCCCCCAGCUCAAGUGACCCCACCACCAUCUUGCCAUCCCAUUUGGGACAAGAUGGAAGGGCAGGGACAGAAUGCCGCUCCUUUUGGAGACCUCAGCAAGCCGCCUCCCUCCGGGAGAGCUGCUGGCCUGUGCUCCACAGGAAGGCGACAGUGUCCCGGCAGCCUCCCGCACCUGCUGUGCUAAGUCCAAGAUCCUCUGAUCACAAAGCAAGACGCCAACUCCCCCGUUCACCUACUCAAACUGGAAUAACCAGGGGCCUUUUCCUGGCCGAAUCAGGUCUCCCAGCUUCCCACCGAACCCCUGACUGGUGAGAGGCUGGGUUUGGCCACUCAGAAUACAGUCCAGGCAGGCUGUGGGGUCUCCGGGCACCAGGGACCAUCCCUCCAUCCCUUGACUCUCAUUCCUCCAGCCCAUGCCCACCCCUUCCUUGAAUUUUUUUUUUUAAGUGGAUGCCUUACUUUUUGGAUAACUAUUUUUGAAGCUGGUAUUUCUAUUUCUUUUGGAUUUUUUUUUUUUAAUGUACGGUGGUUUGGGGGCAGCGCUAAACCUUAAUAAUCUGUCACUGAGUUCAUUUAGGUUUUAAAUUUCAUUGGUUUGUUCUGUGGAGUGUUUUCUUUUCAUGUAAUAAAUUUUUAAAUGAAUUUAAA
Meriones unguiculatus (Mongolian gerbil) is the source of this 4018-nucleotide messenger RNA. It is a transcript of the gene Slc7a8, whose product is annotated as solute carrier family 7 member 8. Gene Ontology annotation, cellular component: membrane. NCBI's taxonomy places the organism in Eukaryota, Metazoa, Chordata, Mammalia, Rodentia, Muridae. Bases 458 to 2068 code for a protein of 536 amino acids. The transcript is spliced from 12 exons. Gene Ontology annotation, molecular function: neutral L-amino acid transmembrane transporter activity; L-amino acid transmembrane transporter activity. The record is from RefSeq and is a predicted model, not a curated record. Gene Ontology annotation, biological process: neutral amino acid transport; amino acid transmembrane transport.